AUGGGGAAAAGGGGAGCAUGGGGAGAAGGGGGAGCAUGGGGAGAAGGGGGAGCAUGGGGAGAAGGGGAGCAUGGGGAGAAGGGGGAGCAUUGGGAGAAGGUGAGCUUGGGGAGAAUGGGAGCAUUGCGAGAAGGGGAGCAUGGGGAAAAGGGGAGCAUGGGGAGAAGGGGAGCAUGGGGAGAAGGAGAGCAUGGGGAGAAGGAGAGCAUUGCGAGAAGGGGAGCUCGGGGAGAAGGGGAGCAUGUGGAGAAAGGGAGCAUUGCGAGAAGGGGAGCAUGGGGAGAAGGGGAGCAUGGGGAGAAGGGGAGCAUGGGGAGAAGGGGAGCAUUGGGAGAAGGGGGAGCAUUGGGAGAAGGGGGAGCAUUGGGAGAAGGGGAGCAUUGGGAGAAGGGGGAGCAUUGGGAGAAGGUGAGCUUGGGGAGAAUGGGAGCAUUGCGAGAAGGGGAGCAUGGGGAAAAGGGGAGCAUGGGGAGAAGGGGAGCAUGGGGAGAAGGAGAGCAUGGGGAGAAGGAGAGCAUUGCGAGAAGGGGAGCAUGGGGAGAAGGGGAGCAUGUGGAGAAAGGGAGCAUGGGGAGAAGGGGAGCAUGUGGGGAGAAUGGGGAGCAUUGCGAGAAGGGGAGCAUGGGGAGAAGGGGAGCAUGGGGAGAAGGGGAGCAUUGCGAGAAGGGGAGCAUGGGGAGAAGGGGAGCAUGGGGAGAAGGAGAGCAUGGGGAGAAGGGGAGCAUGGGGAUCAUUGGGAGAAGGGGAGCAUGGGGAGAAGGGGAGCAUGGGGAGAAGUAG
This is a messenger RNA of Biomphalaria glabrata, 780 nucleotides long. RefSeq names its product collagen alpha-1(XXI) chain-like. Lineage: Eukaryota; Metazoa; Mollusca; Gastropoda; Planorbidae. The record is from RefSeq and is a predicted model, not a curated record. Bases 1 to 780 code for a protein of 259 amino acids. The transcript has a single exon.